AUGGAGUAUUCAGACGGAAUUUGCAGGGACAGGCUUUUUGAGCUACCAGUGAAUAUAUUUAAUUUAUUUUCAUGUUCCAUGUGUUAUAAAUAUCUUUUUCAUACGGGAAAUAAAUUAAGUCCUCAAAUUGAAAAACCGUGGAUGCUUGUUGCUACCAAAAGUUGGCCUACAUACUACGCCGAAAACUUUUCCGUCGUAGCUGAUGUAAAAGAGGCCAAAUAUCGUGACGUCAUAUGCAGUUCCCUUGAUCGAGACGAUUGCACGCGCUGGGUUGACUGCUGCCAGGCAGCACUUAGCUGCUGUCAAAAACAGUUAAGCACCCCACGGAUGAACGUCACUUCCAAUGUUUUCUGUCCACGUACGUGGGACGGAUACAGUUGCUUUGACGACGUCCUGCCCUCUACCAUAGUAAAAAAGGCCUGCCCAAGCUACAUUGAAUAUGGUUCCACAUCAGCUUACGCAUACAAACACUGUACAGAGAAUGGUACAUGGUGGGUUAACCCGGUCACAGGCUCGGAAUGGACAAACUACACCACAUGCGUACCGAAACAGGACUUUCAGACGGUGGUAUAUGUGGCAUUGGCUUGCAAUAUACUCAGUCUGCUUCUCCUUAUACCAGCAUGCGUCAUCUUCCUCGGAAUCAGACAGCUGAGGGUGCAGAAAAGAAUAAAGCUACAUCUCUGUCUCUUCCUGUCCUUUAUAUUUGCUUCAUUGGUAACACUCACUUGGGAUGUCACAGUUUACCAGGACCGACUGAAAAACGAACGGAUAAACACUGUUAUGCACCAGAAUUCUGAGGGCUGUAAGCUACUAUACAUUCUGACACGGUACGUAAGCACGACAAAUUUCUUCUGGAUGUUUUGUGAGGGUUUGUACCUCCAUCGGCUAAUCGUCCACGCCUUCUCGCCUCCAAAGACUCUCAUACCGUACUAUUUGUUCGGUUGGGUUGGUGCAUGGAUUCCAACUCUGAUCUACUCUGUAGUCAGAGCUACAAAACAGGAAUAUAAUUCGAGAUGCUGGGUACACAACAUAGGCCAAUACGAAUGGAUACUCUACACACCAAAUACCCUUUGCAUUUUGGCAAACGUCGUUUUCCUGGGGAACAUAUUGAAAAUAUUAUGGUCAAAACUGCAAAUCCAUCCAAAUGAGCCAAAUAAUUACAGGAAAGCAUUGAAAGCGACGUUUUUUCUAGUGCCUUUGUUUGGUCUCCAGCAGUUCCUUGUAAUUUACAGACCUCCGCCGGGAACCAAGUUCUCUUUUGCAUAUGGGAUACUGCAGAAUGUCAUUCAAAAUACACAGGGGGCGACCGUAGCGUUAGUCUUCUGCUUUUUCAACGGAGAGGUAUAUACAUCCAUGAGGGAUUGCAUUGGAUCCCACAUAACCAAAGGCACACCAUCAAACCACUGUAAUCGACGAAACAGCAUGUCUUCUGCAACACAAUCUACGUCAUACACAUCUGCGAAAGGAAGCACGAAAUGUACUGAAAUUUCCGAUAAAGGUUACAUACCACUCAGUGCUAGCAGUACCACGCAAGAAUUUACCACACCGACAAAUGGUCAGGUGACAGUUUCUGUAUGA
Mya arenaria is the source of this 1578-nucleotide messenger RNA. Its product is annotated as calcitonin gene-related peptide type 1 receptor-like. Gene Ontology annotation, cellular component: plasma membrane. Gene Ontology annotation, molecular function: G protein-coupled peptide receptor activity. The transcript is spliced from 10 exons. The coding region runs from base 1 to 1578 and encodes 525 amino acids. Lineage: Eukaryota; Metazoa; Mollusca; Bivalvia; Myida; Myidae. The record is from RefSeq and is a predicted model, not a curated record. Gene Ontology annotation, biological process: cell surface receptor signaling pathway; adenylate cyclase-modulating G protein-coupled receptor signaling pathway.